Leptonychotes weddellii (Weddell seal) is the source of this 5258-nucleotide messenger RNA. NCBI's taxonomy places the organism in Eukaryota, Metazoa, Chordata, Mammalia, Carnivora, Phocidae. The record is from RefSeq and is a predicted model, not a curated record.
UGCAACCAACCUCCACAGUGCGAGGAAACUUGGGAGCUUGCGAUCUUUUGGCUUCACAGUUUCUUCCACCUUCGGGAGCCAGCGUCAGCGAUUCCGAUUUGAGCCCCGCCCCAGGGAGCCUGCGGGCGCUGGAUUGGCCGAUGAUUCUCUCCAGACAUCUCCCGAAGAGCUGCCAUGUCUGGGAAUACUGCAUCUUCGUCAGAACAGAACAACAGCUAUGAAACCAAAGCCUCCAAUCUUCGAAUGUCAGAGAAGAAAUGUUCAUGGGCAUCUUACAUGACCAACUCCCCAACUCUCAUCGUUAUGAUUGGCUUGCCAGCCCGGGGCAAAACCUAUGUGUCCAAGAAACUCACGCGCUACCUCAACUGGAUUGGGGUGCCCACCAAAGUGUUUAAUCUUGGGGUGUAUCGGCGUGAAGCAGUCAAGUCCUAUAAGUCCUACGACUUCUUCCGGCACGACAAUGAGGAGGCCAUGAAGAUCCGCAAACAGUGUGCUCUGGUGGCGCUGGAAGAUGUGAAGGCGUACCUUACCGAGGAGAGCGGGCAGAUCGCGGUGUUUGAUGCCACCAAUACGACUAGGGAGAGGAGGGACAUGAUUUUGAACUUUGCCAAGGAGAAUUCCUUCAAGGUAUUCUUUGUGGAAUCUGUCUGCGAUGAUCCUGAUGUCAUUGCUGCCAACAUCCUGGAGGUAAAGGUGUCGAGCCCUGACUACCCUGAAAGGAACAGGGAGAAUGUGAUGGAGGACUUCCUAAAGAGAAUUGAGUGCUACAAAGUCACCUAUCGACCCCUUGACCCAGACAACUAUGACAAGGAUCUUUCUUUCAUCAAGGUGAUAAAUGUGGGCCAGCGAUUUUUAGUGAACAGAGUCCAGGACUACAUCCAGAGCAAGAUAGUCUACUACCUCAUGAAUAUCCACGUGCAGCCUCGCACCAUUUACCUUUGCCGGCAUGGAGAGAGCGAAUUCAACCUCUUGGGGAGGAUUGGGGGUGACUCUGGCCUCUCGGUGCGGGGAAAACAGUUUGCCCAGGCUCUAAGGAAGUUUCUGGAGGAACAGGAGAUAGCAGACCUCAAAGUGUGGACGAGCCAGCUAAAGAGGACUAUCCAGACUGCUGAAUCCCUGGGUGUGACCUAUGAGCAGUGGAAGAUUCUGAAUGAGAUCGAUGCUGGCGUGUGUGAGGAGAUGACCUAUGCGCAGAUUGAGAAGCAGUACCCGGACGAGUUCGCGCUUCGAGAUCAAGAGAAAUACUUGUAUCGGUACCCUGGUGGGGAGUCGUACCAGGACCUGGUGCAGCGGCUGGAGCCCGUCAUCAUGGAGCUGGAGCGGCAGGGCAACGUCCUCGUGAUCUCCCACCAGGCUGUCAUGCGCUGCCUGCUGGCCUACUUCUUGGAUAAGGGUGCAGAUGAGCUACCAUACUUGAGGUGCCCCCUCCAUACCAUCUUCAAACUUACUCCUGUGGCCUACGGAUGUAAAGUGGAAACAAUUAAACUCAACGUGGAGGCUGUGAACACUCACCGUGACAAGCCAACCAACAACUUCCCCAAGAACCAAACCCCUGUAAGGAUGAGAAGGAACAGCUUUACGCCUCUGUCCAGUUCGAAUACAAUAAGGCGUCCAAGAAAUUACAGUGUUGGGAGCCGGCCCCUCAAGCCCCUCAGCCCUCUCCGUGCCCUGGACACGCAAGAAGGGGCCGACCAGCCGAAGACCCAAGUCAGCAUUCCGGUGGUGUAACCGUGUGUCCCCUCCAGGCUUGGCCUCCUGCCCUUGUCUCUAAGCACCAAUGAGUCAUUUAACUUCCAGACCCCACCCCCAACACCCCACCAUGGACUUUAACACAGAAUGUGAGCUAAUGUGUUUCCAGACCAAUCUUAGCUGUUCUCCAGUGUGAAACAUCUCCCUGCCCAGGGGCAAUUUGACCAGUGGGUGUUUUAGGACAUGUCCUUGGUUGGGGUAGUCUGGAGGAGGAGGAAAAGGGCUACACUCCCCUGGGUGCUUAGCAUAGCUGGGUCUGAGGUUAAGCCUGCCCCAUAGCCUUGGUUCUUAUCCUUGGUGUCUAAACUACUCAUGUCCUUGUGUUGGUAAAGGAGGGGGUGGGGCGGAGGGGGAGACAGAAGCCCAUUUUUCCUUCACCUUUGUCUCUUCAAGGUGUGCUUUACUCACAGUCCUUACUUGCCUGCUUUGUUCCCCCCUUGCUCACCUCCCCUUUGGAUUCUCCAGUGUGAUGCAUGGCAUUGUCAUCGUGUCUGUUGAGGAGGGAAGGGGUGGUUGGCGAGAGAGAAGUCUGGGCUCUGUUGAUGCUCUCUGCAGGGGGCCUCAAUGGAUCCAGACUGGGGGAGCUUUUUUUUUUCCCCCUCUCCUUUCCUCUCAAACCAGGUCCUGAAAGGGUCAGCCCAGGCUGCAGAACAUCCACAGAUGCUCUGGAGCCCACAAGUGGACAUAGGGUGAGAGUUCGUGCCUCCUUUCAUGAGAGCCAGUCCUAAGUCUUUGAGGCUCCGGGGGAGUUGGCUCUGAGUAUGUGUGAAAUAUCUUGGUUGGUACUUUUCACUUCAAGAGCCAGGCAUGGGUCUUUUUGGCAGCUGUGGAAUGAGGUUUAGGAGAAUAGGACGUUCUCUAGGUCUUGCAGGGCUCUUGUAGGGCAGUCAUGUCUUUUUUCAGUGGCUCCCAGCUUUGCCAACCACAGCAACUUUCCUGCCAAGGCCAGUGACCUCUGGGGCUGUUUAGAAGGACAGAGUUAGAUUAAAGAGUCACCGCGGAUACUGGAAUUGCUCAAGGCAGACAGAAGGCAGCGAAGAGUUCACUAGAGCUUUUUAUUUUCCUGUAAUUUUCAACACACUCUCCUCUUUACGUUAAAAUAUUUUGCAUGAGCAGUGUUUCCCCCCACCCCCCCAAAUGUGGAAAGGCCUGGCCAUGAAUUUAAUCUCCCUCACCGGUGUAUUCUUUUAUCUCAUCUUGGUUUCCAGGAGUCUUUGGGACCUUGAGGGGUCUAGCUCUUAAUUAUCUGGAAUUGCCUAUUCACUUUUGUCAUUUUGUUUUCUCUAGGGUUAAACAGGAAACGUUUAGAACAGGGGAUUCUUAGCUCCUUGGUGGCCCCUCCAAUUCGGUAUAUAAAACAUGAAUAUAUGUGCAGUUUUCUGAGAGAGAAUUCGGAUUUCUCAUGAGAUUUUUAAAAGUGAUGGAAUACAUCCACACCUUAAAGUUAUCAAUUGUCUUUUAGAGGAAACCAGUGAGAGCAAGUGACCUAUUUGCCAAGGGUCUUUUUCUUUGGUAAUAGAAGACCUUUUGUCAUGGUUCUCAUCUAGGAGCAUUCAUUACAAUCCUCUUUAGAAUUUUUGAAAUACAUACAUGCCCCAGUCCACAUUAGGCUUAAUACUAACUCAGAAUCUCUGGGGUUGGGGUCUGGGCAUGUAUGCGUUGGCAAUAACUUCCCUGAAGAUUCUGAUUCAUACUCAGGGUUAGAGCUUCAUUUCAGUUGUGGGGAGAAAUACUGGAGUAGUUCUUCGGACAGAGCGUCAACCUAAGAAUUUUGAAUUCUUUUUGGCUCUGAAAGGACGAUUCUCUGGAGUUAGAUGUGUGAGCAGAUCACAGUAUUACACUAAGUAAUACACUAAGUAUCACACUAAGUGACCCCCUUGAAGGCAGGCUGCUGUGUUUUAGAGCGUUAUUCUGGGUUCUAGUCCCAUCUUUAACCCUUUACACUGCAAGGUGUUGUGGAACAAAGCAUUGUGUGAAUAAAUGUCCUCGGGUAAUAGCUGGGAAUUUUCAGCACUCUGGAUAAAGGCACAGAGAUAAAACCUGUAGGAUGAUAAAGGUUAUCAUCAUAGGCAGCUGCCUUGUGACCUUGAGUCCUUUAUUCUUGCAUCUGAGUAGAGCAGGACAUCACAGUGUUUCCAAAGUCUGCUUGCCUAGCUUCUGCUCCUCAGUGUGUCUAACCUGCUAUUUCUGUUUUGCCAUUACAUUCUGGGUACAUGGUGUCUUUGCGGGGCUUCGGGCUGGGUGGGGGGGGGCUGAUGGUGAUAGGGUGCACAGAAGUGGAAGAAAAGGUCCUUGCCCUGAAGAAGGUUAUUUUAGAGACAGGGUAUAUAGUUUAUAAUAAAUGAACAUUUGCAAAAGAGCAACACCUUGCAUCUGUAAGUGUGGACACUGAAGGGGAGUUCAGAUUCCUUCUGACUUUUCUCUUGUCCUGUGAGACUGAAGGGGGGUAGCAGGUGAGAGUCCUCCCCCUCCAGGUGAGAAUGAGAUGUGGUCUAGGUGGUGUGGGGGGCACUUUUACAAGGUGGCUUCAUCUAACCUUACUUGGCCGGCAGCAUGCUUAGCCCAAAUGAUUAUUCAUUCAGUUUUUUUUUUUUUUCCUGCCGUGCAAUAAGAAUAAUUCAGAGCUAAUGAAUGACAAGCAGGAGCAUUUUGAUCCAAAGACUUUGGAUUUGGGUUGUGCAUACUCUUAGUGAGAGGAGGAUUCUCUAACACACGAGCAUUGUGUUACCCUGUUAUAAACCCCAGCAUGAGCCACAGGUCACCGGGAUGUUCACUGUGGCCCUCAGCCUGCUCCUUAUUUCUCCACUCUCCCCCAUGCUAGUUUGCUUCCCCCAAAAGAGGAGCCUGAGGUGGUCUUUUUAGUCUCAGGUGGGACACAAGAAAUUAGAACUUCACGGUAGCAAGGCUUUCGGCAUCCUUCAGUUUUUAGAGCAAGAUCCCUCCAGAGAAGUUUCUGCAGGAAGAAGCCAGGAGAAUACAGAAUGGCAUAGAGCUCUUACUCCAAAUUUUAGAGAAGUUCCACUUCUUAUCUUUUCUAUCCUCCUCUUCCUUUCUUACUGGAAUGUGUAUUGGUAGUAUCUGCACAUUGCUAUAGUUAUGUCUAGGUCAUAGAUUCUACAAAGAAAGGAUGGAUUCCGGAGCACCUUUUGCUGAGGCUUUUGGUUUCAUUGUGGGAGAAAUAGGUGAAGGCUUUAGCAUUUAAUCUAUUAAAUUAUUUAAUCUAGUAAAUGGAGAAAGGAAAAUCCCUGUAUAUUUCAUUGUCUUGCUUGGAAGCUGAAUGAUGAAUUUUGUAACAGACUUGAAAGAGGAAUCCAAAGCAGAUUUAGAGAACUAGCUUCUCUUGUCUCAUAAUCCUCAAAUUAGAAUUUAGUUCUUCUUAAUUUGUAUUGUCUUUGGUUUUUGUUUUGAUAAGGGGAUUGUUUUACAUUCAGCUGCAAAGUAGAAUUAGAAAAUCUUUUUUUUUUUUUUUAAAGAUUUUAUUUAUUUAUUUGACAGAGAAAGACACAAUG